AUGCAUCGCUUUCGAAAGAACAAGAAGGUCAAGGAGACCUCGGACGAGCUGGAGAAGGUCUCGUCAGCCUCAAGUUCGCCAUUCAGCUUGAAGACCUCAAAAAAGAAGGAUGAUUCGGCGGAGUCUCAAUUCGAAUUGGACCUGUCGGACGCUCUGCCGUCGUCGGAUGAUUUUCGCACGAGUUUGCUCAUGCCAAAGUUGUCGGCUCGGUUCAGCAUGUUGCGAGAACAGGACGAUCCGGACACCCUAGUCGGAAAGGCCAGUGACGAUAGCGUCCUCUUUCCGAAACGGGCCUCGCGAGCGAACGUCUUUGGGAACAACGCCGGUCUCUUGACGGAUAUCGAUGAGAUUUCUUCCAAUGAUGGCAGUCGCCCUUCCAUUGCCCUCGGACGGGCUGACUCGGACGCAUCUGCAUUCGAUGGAGGACAUGCGAUCGAUGAUGACCGGUCACAGAGCGGCAGCAUGAUGAGCCGCGCUCGUCGCACCGAAGGGAACAACCUGUUCGGUGGCCGCCAAAAGGUCUAUCGCAUUCCGGUUCGAUCCCCCGCAGGAACAGAAGCGGAGUCCACCGAGCCCAACCGGGGAUUAGGCAAGUUUGUCUACGAGCAUGACCUCAACAUGUCGGCAUUCCAAAAACUGCGGCUCAAGGAGAAAGAAGAGCAGCGGCUUGCGGAACAGAGUGCUCAGGCAGAGGCCGCUCAACAAACAGCGACGCUAGGACUCGAGGACAUGGGUUCUCUACCCGCAACUGCUUCUGGUCCUGCCACUGAAGCCUCUGCUUCAACUGUCGCAAUGAAUGCGGUUGACGAAGCCCCGCCCGCUGCUUCUCAACCGUCGGUGGACUCCGACACCCCAAGCUCAGGAGACACUCGCUCCCCAUCUGCCAUGUCUAACCCUCGGAACGGAUCAGUUCGUUCUCGGCGCUUGUACGGCCAGGGACUCAACCAAACCGCCCAGAACCAGCAAUCAUCGACUUUGAACCGCUUGGAAAAUCUCAGUCGCCAGCGUGGAUCGCCCACCCCCGAUUCGCUCCCACUGAAUCGCAAUUUCUCCCGUUCCGCGGGCAGUCUUCGCGAUCGCCUCCAGAAGCUGAACACCAUUGAAACCACUACGACUCCCUUGCCGGUAAGCCCGCCCUCUUCGACCACAUCCAUCAAACCGCCUACGAUCCCCGAGGAUGCGACGACCGACCAUCCCUUGCCAUCGAGUACCGGCUCUGGAGUUAUGCCUCCGCGAAUUCCUCCAUCAGAUGAGGUGGACGAAAAGAAUCGCCUCCUGGCAGCAGCCCUGAGUCCUGACGACCACGGAAAGGCGACUGCCAUGGGCUUGUUCAACCGUGCUGCCACAGGGUUUGAUGAGCAGCAGUUCAUGCGCCGCCAAUUGCAGAUGCACCAAAGCCACAACCCUGCUUUCCCUCCGCAGCGACCACCCCCGAUGAACCGCGCUUUGCCGCAGGAACCGACCAGUCGUGCUCGGGGUCUUUCCAAAUCUAGCCAUCGCUCUCGAGCUGAGUCGGCUUCAUCCAAUUACAGUAAUGGUAUCGGUCGAUCUCGAGCAUCCAGUGUCGAGGCCUCGCCCGGGCGACCUGGCAUGACUACAUUUUACGCCAACUCAACUGCGAGUAACUCUACCGAGGACGUGGAUGAUCGCCGCUCAUACGAAGUCUCGUCGGUGACCACGAUGACUACGGAUGCUGGCCACUCGUUGCACCAAACCAGCACUGCUUCAAAGCCUUCAUCACCAACCAACGAGCCGCUGGAGACUCUUCCUGAAGUCAGGUACUCUGACUUGAGGGAUCUCAAGCCCAUUGAGGAGAGCCAAGACGUGAAAGAGCACGUCGCACCUGCCCAGACCGAUGCGGCUACUCCUCAGCGGCCAGACUCGCCAACAUUUGGACUGAACGGCUUCAUCCGUUCUCACCUGCGCCAAGUUAGCGAUCAGUCAUCCAUCUAUCCGCCGCCUUCUCCGGGUCUCACACCAAAAGAGUCGGGCUCAACCUAUCCUUCGGCAGGUGGUGCUGUCUCCGAAGUGAGUACUCCGGCGACCACGCCCGAUGACACACUUUCGGGUCUCAAUCAAAGUAUCCCGGCAAGCCCAAAGGCUUCCUCACACCACUCUUCCGAGCAUACCGCAAACCGCUCCAGCAGCGAUUCCUCCAACACCAGCGCUGCGCAUGGAUCUGAAUACAUGCACUCAAAUACAACGCAUUGGAGAGAUGAGCUCAACUACGGUCACCGUCGUGGUGCCAGCACCGAGACUCAGAGAGAACGUGAAGAAUUCGAAAUUGAGCUGGCAGAGCGCCGACGCAAGGUCCAGGAGAAGUUGCGGAGCGUAGCCGAGAGCGAAAGCCGAUCCACCAGCCCUGUCCCCGGCAGACAGACCCCCGACAUUGGCGGGAUCAAGGCUGGUAAUGCCUUCUCCAUCCUGAAGCACAAGGCCGGCAAACAGGGCAUGGGUAAGCCUGACCUCAAGGGCAUGAUGUACGGCAACAACGCCGGCUCUACCCCCGCCCUCGUAUCAGAGGAUCAAUGGCGCGAAGAAGACCGGCCCGGAUUCAACUUUGGCCGUCAUUCCAACUUUAGCUCUCCACAUGUGGGAGCCGACCGACCAAUUCGGUCUCGGGGGCCGACCGUCGGUCGUACUAGUAACGAAGAGUCUCGCGAAUCAAGUCGCAGCCGCGGUCCAUCCCCGCACAGUGGCUUCCGUUCUCGCUCCGGCUCUGACGCCUCCGGUCGGUCCAAGAGCCGCACUCGCUAUCGCGAGCGUGAUGACUUGGAGACCGUGGAUGAAGCGGCCUGUGCGCCCCACGGCACCUUUGUGAUCCCCGACAAUUAUCGGCCUCCAUUGGUACCCAGCUCAACACGUGCCUCGGCCGAUGGCGAGUCUUUGACAUACAAUCGCUCCACCUCCGCCGCAUCGGGUCGAUACCGCAGCACCAGUCGCUCGGGUGCCUCAAACUUCCAAUACGAGCGACCAUUCGCGUAUCCGCCAACACAGGCUUCCGCCAUGAUUGGGGCCCCUCCGCGAGCACCCCCUGCUGCCCCUGCAUACUCGGCGAAUGCCACUCCUCCGCUCGUCGAAGAGCAGUCACCCGCUGUGAAUCACUCCGCGACUGUAAGCAGUGCUCAUUCUCUGCCUCAGCGAGGACCAGCCACCAAUUUGCUACAGAAACGCAGCGUCAACAAGAAGCUCAUCUCUGAGCCAACUUUGGUAUCGUCCACGUCCAAUGUGCCUCUCGUUGGUCUGCCCGUGAGCAGCUCAACCUCCUCCGCUUCUUCGCAGCAAGGAGUCACCCCGCCCCCGCUGCCCCCUAUGAACCCUCGACGCCGUCGGGGCACCCAAACUAUUCUGAGUGCUUUCAAGUCCGACAAGCAUGAUUCGCGGGCACCCUCCCCGGCCCCCAGCAUGUCCGACGAGCAAAGUUAUUUCCCUGAUGAUGAAAAGCGCCCGCGCUCGCGUAAUCGUUUACGCAAAUCUACAAGUGAAACUGGCAGCCUCCACGCACGAGCCCGUCAGGAAGCUCCCCCUGUCCCAGUCCCAGCUCUGCCUCAGACCACCCCACCACCAAUUCCCGUCAACGACCUUCGAGUGGCCUGGGGCUUCAGCUCUCAGCAUCCGACUGAGCAAUCACCUCAGCAAAACAAUCCCCAAGUCACGCGUUGCCCCACCAUCCCACGCUCACCUUUGGUCUCUGACCUUCCCUCUCAGUCUGACUCUUCUUCCUUCACCCACCCUCCUUCAUACCCAUUUCACAACGAAGCUGCUUCAACAGAGCAUCUCGAAUAUCAGCCAGACAGAAUCUUCACUGCUCACACUGCCCAUUUACCCCCUUUCCCUGCUCAGUCUUUCUCAUUUUCUCUGUCACCCACUGAGCCUUACUCACCCACCCGGUCAAGCCAGCAGCUUUUCUGCUCCAACGAGGAGCCCUCUGGUGAGACUUUUGAUAACAACCGAUCUCUCCCUCCCCUGGAAAACUGCCCCCCGCUUCCACCGAUUUCUUCUAUCAUUCCUGACUCCAAGAGUCCGCCUCCUCCUUACUGUGAGGCUCGUGAGUUGGAACUUGAACUUGCAAGCGAACUUGUACAGUUCUCAGAGAGUAGUGGAAAGCAUCCCCAGUACGUUACAAUUCCGCUUGAAGGAGACGAGAAGACUGUUGUUGACUUUGUUGGCUUUCUUCCUAGUCCCAGUCACGUCGAGGUCCCCGCCGAAACCGAAGGCAACGACGCAAACGGCUCAAAACAGAAAGACGUGACGACCGAAGCCUCUGUUGCCUCUGUUGCCUCUGAGGACCCUAUCGACCGUUUUCUGGGUCCCGCAGACGAGACUCCCUCUUGGGUUCCUCGACCUUUAGCAAAAGAGGUCGUUGAGCCAGAUCACAUCGUCUCGACUACCGAGAUCUCUGCCCCUGAGACCCGUGGUCAGAGCCCUGCCCUUUCUGCGUCGUCUUCUCUUGACGUCGCCGUCCCCUCCCUCGAGCUCCCGAAACGGGUUCGUUGCCGAAGUGCCCGGCAAAGAAAGAAGAACAGAAAGGCGCGCAAGAUGGGCAACUCGGUAGUUGCCAACCGGGUCUCCGGCUCCCGCCCCGAGACCCCCGACAAGCCGGACACCGACAUUGUCCGCACCCUUUCUCCCGUCGCUUCUCCCGCGGGCCAGGCCACCGCUCCAGAGGGCCGCCGCAACAACAAGAAGAAGAAGCCCAAGCGGACUGGGAAGAAGAAGGAUGUACGCAAUGCCGAGCCAGUCGGCACAGCCCUUCCCGAGGCAUCCACGGAGCCUCAAAGCGCGGUCCUGGCGUCGCCUAGUUUGGAGUCAGGCAUCUCUUUGGAGGUGUCUCCUCUUGAGAUGGAGAACGUUGGGCCGUGUGUCGUGGAUACGGACUCGUGGCGCCGGCACAAGCUGGCUCAGAUGGAGGAGAAGGAGGACGAGGAGGCUGGUCAAGAGGCCGCCUUGCUCGAGACCACCACGCCCGAUGGUGGUGCUACCGCUCACUCUCGUCAAAUGAGUGAGAGCAGUAGCUUUCAAACGCCGAUGCAAGGUCAAUCGGUGUCCGUUCAGCGCUCGCAGGAAGAUGAUCACAACGCCGGGUCUGGUCAACCCUUGUUCGACGUCAAUGCUGGUGCUUCCUGGGCCCAACCGAUCUCUUUGUGCAGCUUCUUGCCUGCCUGUGGCUGCCACAACAACCCAAGCAGUCGCCGCCACACCUGCUGUUGCACUCAUGGCGCAGCUGAGUGCUGGUUCUACCCCGUCCCUCCCUUGGUGGUUCCUGAUGCCGCCCCCCAACAGUCUGUUGUUCCGGCUGCCUUGCACGAAGAGGCAAGUCGCGUGUCCCAGUCAGCGAGUCCCGAGUCAAGCUUGGGCGAGCCUUCUAGUGAGCCCCUCACCAAUCACGAGGGCUCAUUCUCUGUCGACGAGGCUUGCUUCAGCCAGAGCUUCAGCCAGGCUGACCUUCAAUCACCCAGCCUGUACUUCGACGCUGAGAUGAUUCACUCCGCGUCCGACGCCGAGACUGCUGCCGAGACCCGAGCUCAGGGCUCUGCCGUCAUGGCCAGUGAGAAGUCCAUUCAUGCCAAUCAGGCUGAAACCGCUGGGUCCCUGGCCUUCCAGACCGAGCACGUCAAGUCGCUGUUCGGCAACCCCGAGUUUGCGGACAUGCAGCUCCUGUUGAGUCCUGUCUCCCAGUGGGCUCCGGUCGCCUACCCCCUGCACAAGGCGAUCAUCGCAGCAAGUCCGUUCCUGCACAGCGUGAUGGCAGCUCGGAGACACUACCAAGGACCAGUUGACUGUAUCCGAGCGCUCACUGGCACCUCAUUCUCCUCCUCCGUCGCGUUCGCCAUGGCCCUUCGUACCCUGUACGGCCACCCUUUGGUGAACAACGAGACCCUUCGCAUGGUGACCUUGCAAGGUCUAGGAAUUUCGGAGAGCGAAACCUCGCCUUCUUUCUCGUUGGAGCGCGCAAUGGUCGACUUUGCCCUCUGCUACGCUGCUUCCGGUGCUUUCCUUGCCCGCCACGAGAUCAACAAACGCGGUAUCGAUCUGGCCAUCAGCCACCUUUCCUGGGAGACUGCCGAGGUAGUUCUCAAUUUUGGCAUCAAUCCAGCCAGCUACAUGGUCACCUGUCCUGAUGUGUCUUUCACUCCCAUGACUUUCGCCGGCUCCUGGUCGUCUUUCCACUAUGGCUAUCAAGUGCCCACUUUUCCAUCUGUUGAAAUUGACCACUUCCAUGACUUCCGACAUGUGCAGGCCAAACGGGCUCAAACAGCCGCAUUCCGGUUCAUCUCUGGCGCCAUCACCCCAAGCUUCAAGCUUUAUCAUCGCGCCCAGGCACGCUUCACUCCAAAUCGCAUUCCUGCUUCUCUACACACUCUUCCAAGAUCCUUUUGUACCAACUUCCGUCUUGAGGAGAUACAAUUCGGCAGCAUGCCUUCCUACACAGACCUUCGCCCUACCGAUCCUGCCAUUCUCGUUCCCUCGGCUAUGUUGAUCACUCUCCCAUAUCGUGUUCUCCGGGGUCUGACCACCUUUAUGAACACUCAAGGCAAUCUGACCAACGAGCUUCUUGAGGAAGUGAUGGACGUACGCGAAGAACGCCGUUUGCAUGCACUGCGCGUGGCCAUUCAUCGUGGACAUUCCCGGGUCCAUCCUGAUACCUGGGAAGAGCUGGGAUACCAGGAGUUUAUGAAUUACAACGGCUCCUGGGUCAAUCGUGAAUGGAUUGAGCGUCCUGCGCCUGGCCGAGUUCGAGUCGGACAUACAGUGCCGUUUGCUCACCUGAUGACUCCUCUAAACACAACCGACCAUGCGGAACCGACCAGCACAAGCACUGCUGAGGCCGGGGGCAGCAACGACGUCAGAAACACGGCCAACAACGAUGGUGAACAUAUGCGGACCCCUUACCUCCCAAACCAGGAAUCUGGCUAUUCCUCUUCUUCUUCUCUUCCUUCUGCCACCCCCUCUGCCGAUAGCCAUCUCACAUGGGAGAAUGACUCCCCCCUCUGGACCGUCCAUACCAUCUAA
Penicillium oxalicum is the source of this 7014-nucleotide messenger RNA. RefSeq lists its product as uncharacterized. The record is from RefSeq and is a predicted model, not a curated record. NCBI's taxonomy places the organism in Eukaryota, Fungi, Ascomycota, Eurotiomycetes, Eurotiales, Aspergillaceae. The transcript has 4 exons. The coding region runs from base 1 to 7014 and encodes 2337 amino acids.